Molecule: messenger RNA, 912 nt
Organism: Wallemia ichthyophaga EXF-994
Lineage: Eukaryota; Fungi; Basidiomycota; Wallemiomycetes; Wallemiales; Wallemiaceae
Exons: 4
Coding region: 1-912 (303 amino acids)
Biological process (GO): mRNA catabolic process; negative regulation of translation
Cellular component (GO): CCR4-NOT complex
Source: RefSeq, a predicted model, not a curated record
AUGCAGCUCAGCGAACACUUGGAAUUGAUUAAGACGGGCGACGAGCACUAUUUCAGCCACGCUCUGCAUUAUUUGUUGCCAGCGUUACAGAACAGCAGUAGCAGCGAUGAGAGGAUAUUGAGCGUGUACUGCCUUGUGGGACUAUACGUGCCACAUCACAUAACGAUAAACCCAUUCAACGCCCCGAUACAGCAAGUACUCGAGAAGGAAAUAAGCUCAGGUGGUGAUGGUGAUGUAUUGCUGGUGUGGUUCAUCAUAUCCGUCACUACGCAUCCCAGCGCUUUCGGCCAUUUUAGCAAUAUGUCGCUUGAGCAAGUUAGGAGUGAGUUCAACAAGUCAGAUAAGCAGACAAUGGAGCAGUACGCGCAGCUUAAGCAAAAGACAUCUGGAACAUCUGGCUGGGCAGAUGAGCAGACUGCAUAUUUGCUAUACAAGGCUUCAACAAAUACUCUCAAUAUGUCCGAGCAGAGACUUCUCAAAAACAACGCAGACACUAUCAAUAUCAAAGAUAUCCCGUCUCAUCAUAUACCUGGACUGAUAAACUUUAAUCCACAAAUUGCAGAUGUAGUGCUUUUCCCCGUCUUGUCUCAAUCACCAGUACAUCUCCACCAACUAGCGACACUCCCUCCGCACAAGUCUGUGUUGCACGUUGUAGCCAAUCUAUGUAAAAGAGGUCGUGAGCUCAUGACCAAGACAGUACUCGGGAUGUUCAUAUCUAACUGCAUAGAAUGGAUUAACACGGCUGAGGAAUUGAGAGAGAGUGGUGUGAAAUAUCUGUGCAUGUUUCUCGCUACUCUACUCGACCAAGACAUUCUAGAGAAGGACGACGCCGUCAUGGUUGAAAUUUCGCACUUCUGCAUUGAUUACUCGAGAUUUAGCGAUGCAAUUCAAUUGUAUGCUCGACUCAAUUAG